Messenger RNA from Durusdinium trenchii, 1893 nucleotides. The record is from the annotation of a GenBank genome assembly. NCBI's taxonomy places the organism in Eukaryota, Dinophyceae, Suessiales, Symbiodiniaceae.
AUGCCGCCAUGUGAGAUCUGCAAAGUGGGCAUGCGCCGUGGCAGGGGCAAGGGUUGGUGUGACAACGUCCAUUGCCGUGAAGAAACAAAAGCGAGAGCAGAAGAAGACCGAGCCCAAAAAAGACAAAGGCGUGAAGAGAACCAUGUCGGUAGCAGAGGUCCUUUGCAAGGAGAAGGCAGCUACCGUAAGCAAAGGGCGCAGUUGCAAGCGGCUAGAUCUGAACAAGGUGCUGGCAGCAGAGGGCCCAUGCAAGAAGAAGGCAGCCGGCGCCAGCAACAACAGCAGUUGCAAGCGGCUAGAAUUGAGCAGGGUGCUGGCAGCAGAGGGCCCAUGCAAGAAGAAGGCAGCCGGCGCCAGCAACAACAGCAGUUGCAAGCGGCUAGAACUGAGCAGGGUGCUGGCAGUAGAGGGCCCAUGCAAGAAGAAGGCAGCUACCGUGAGCAAAGGGCGCUGUUGCAAGCGGCAAGGUGUGAGCAGGGCGCUGGCAGCCGGGGACCGAUAGCACAAGACUUUCUGCGAAGCUGGUGUCGAUUUGGCCUUUCUCGUGUUUGCCAGGUGUGCUUCACUUUGACGCCUGCGAGGCAUUGCUUGCUGAGCAAGACCACGGGACAGCUUGCCUGCAAGAACUGCCGGGAGAAACGGGGAGCGUUGAUCUUGCAGCCCUUGACAGCAACUCCGGAUGCUCUUCUCCAACUGCAGCCCCUUGAGCGCCAACUCCUUGCAAUGGCUCGCAUUUCACAGCGCCCAAUGGGGCAGAAUGUAUGCGGUGCUGAUGAGCCUCGAAUUUGCGAUGUCCUGGAAGGAGCCGAAAUUAAAGAAGAUGGCAGUGUGCACGUGGAGGGCGUCGAGGGUCUCACGCAAAGCCCAGCCAGACUUGGGUCUUUGUACCGUGGACUGCAAGCCCUACAGGCUCAACAUCGCGCCUAUCAAGGCAACCCAGCCGUCGACGAGGCAUUAGCAAAGAUGAAGCGCGCUCUGGACUUGCAGGCGAUCAACCAGGAAGUCGGGCCAGAGGACAUGCAGGAAGCCUGGCCAGAAGACCAAGAUAUAGAGCUGACGGCUGAUGCAGCUGAGCUCAACAAUGCGCGGCGUGGUGCAGAGCUUGAAGAUGAUGCUGAUGUAAAGUUCUUCCCGCACCUCUUUCCUGAUGGCGUUGGCGGCUGGCGCAACGCCAUCAGAACUUCAGCCAGUACGCGCGAAGGUGCUUGCUUGCAAACCAAAAAAUCAAAUAAAGAUAAGGACAUUGGCAGCCCGGAAUACAUUAUGUGGCUCCUGGAAAAGCAGAUGAAGAAACGCCUCACCGGCAACAUCAACGUGCGCAUCAGCAACCAACAGCGGCCAAACAGCCACUCCAACUAUGAGGACGCCAAGACAUUUGUGCACACUGCUUUGCGAGACAUGCCGGGUACACAGCCAUACCUCUUUGCCAAGAAGGGCACUGCCUUGAACAUGUAUGAGCAGUUGGGCCGCCCACAAUUCUUCCUUACGUUGACCUGCCAUGCCAGGCAGCCAGAACUACUGACCGCUGCGAUUGUAGCCCGCUUGCUGAGGCUUCGCCCGGAAAUUCCUGCCGACACGUUGGAGCGAGAAGCUGCCGAGAUCUACCACCAGCACUUCACCGCUGACGGCUUCAAGUGGGACGGCUUCACGGCCAAUGAGCUUUGCAAUAGCCAGCCUGCCAUCGUCGCCCGCCAGUUCACGCACCAAUUCAACCAGUUUAUGCGCUGGCUCACCUCAGACAAGGCCUUUCGCAUGAAGACCAAGCCAGAGGCCGACGCGCAGGAUGAGGAAGAGGACGACGGAGCAAGCGUGGCCCCCCCGAUCCAUGACGUGAUGGGAGAGCCACGCAGAGUGGAGAAAGACAAGGCGCCCUUCCACGUGCUCGACUACAUC